UCCUCAAUCCAUCUCCCUCUCUCUCUCUCCCAAAAACAAACCAUGGCUGCCACUGCUGUUUCUCCCUCACGCCACCUCACAAUCCUCUCCUCCCCCCUCCUCCUCCUCCUCCUCCUCUCCACACUCCAACCUUCCCUCGCCACCACCAGAAAGCUCACCGCCUUGGUCCAGGAGCAGCCCCUCCUCCUCAAAUACCACAACGGCCCCCUCCUCAAGGGCAACACCACCGUCAAUCUCAUCUGGUACGGCGCCUUCUCCGCCUCCCAGCACGCCGUCGUCCUCGACUUCCUCCGCUCCCUAACCCACUCCCCGUCCUCCUCCCCUUCCGUCGCCUCCUGGUGGCUCACCACCGCCAGGUACCGCGGCGGCCCCUGCAACCUCCUCGUCGGCCGCCAGCUCGUCGACGACAAGUGCUCCCUCGGGAAGCGCCUCUCCAACGCCCAGCUCGCGGCCCUCGCGUCGCGAGCGGGACACGGGAAGAACGCAAUCAACGUGGUCCUCACCUCCGCCGACGUGGCGGUCGACGGGUUCUGCAGCCGCUGCGGGACCCACGGCUCGGGCAGCACGGGUAGCGCCGGAAAGUUCGCGUACGCGUGGGUUGGGAACGCGGUGAGCCAGUGCCCCGGACAGUGCGCGUGGCCGUUCCACCAGCCGAUUUACGGUCCCCAGGGGCCUCCGCUUGUCGCGCCGAACGGCGACGUCGGCGUGGACGGGAUGAUCAUCAAUCUGGCGACGGUCCUGGCCGGGACGGUGACGAACCCGUUCAACAACGGCUACUUCCAGGGCCCGCCGGAGGCGCCGCUGGAGGCGGUGAGCGCGUGUACCGGGAUAUUCGGGAAGGGCGCGUACCCGGGGUAUCCUGGGGCGGUCCUGGUGGAGAAAGCGAGUGGGGCGAGCUACAAUGCGAUUGGUGUGGCCGGGCGCAAGUAUUUGCUACCCGCGAUGUGGGACCCGACUACUUCCACGUGUAAGACCUUGGUGUGAUCGAGAAUGUGAGAAAGCGAAGUAGUAGUUUUUUUUUUCUUUUUUUUUUCGCGCGUGUGAUUAAAUAUUUGAUUAUGUGGUGGUACUAUCCAUGAAUGUACAUGUGGAAAUAAGGAAGAAAAGGGAAACAAGGGGGGUUUUAUUUUCGUUUUUUUUUUUUUUGUAAAAGAUUUUCAAUGAAUGGGAAAUUUGCAAAUUUUCUGUAAAAUUGUCGUGUUGGAGAAUUCAUGGCUUUUGUCUUGGAAUUUUGAUGGGAGCGUAGCAUUUGGGCCAAUGGGAUUCAUUUUGGAUCAGACUGAGUAACCAAUGCGUGAGAGUGAAAGGACGAGUCGAGAAGUUAUAUGUCGCGCCCCAUGCUCAAAUAGUCAAUACUCCAUACCCCAUAAAAUAAUUGGACAAUUGUGGU
Messenger RNA from Linum trigynum, 1390 nucleotides. NCBI's taxonomy places the organism in Eukaryota, Viridiplantae, Streptophyta, Magnoliopsida, Malpighiales, Linaceae. The record is from the annotation of a GenBank genome assembly.